AUGCAGAUCUUCGUCAAGACCCUUGCGGGCAAGACGAUCACCGUCAAGGUCGAUCCAGGGGACAGCAUCUACGUUGUCAAGGCGAAGAUUCGGGAUCAGCAGCGCCUUAUGUUUGGCAGGGAGGAGCUGAAGGAUGGAUUAACUCUGGCUGAUUACAACAUUGAGGAUGAAUGCACCCUUCACUUUGACCUGCGUGUCAAGGCUAAGAUCCAGGUUGAGGACGGCAUUCCUGUGGGCCAGCAGAGGCUCAUCUUUGCCGGGAAACAGAUGGAAGACUUUCGCACCCUGGGGGAGUAUGGCGUCAAGCAGCAGGACAAGAUUCACCUCGUGCUCUGCCUCCAUGCCUGACUAGCGAGUGCUACCAAGACAUUCUUCCCAGUAUGCUUCGGAUCCUUUCUGUUUUGCAAAUUGUC
Messenger RNA from Triticum aestivum (bread wheat), 413 nucleotides. RefSeq names its product polyubiquitin-like. The transcript has 2 exons. Lineage: Eukaryota; Viridiplantae; Streptophyta; Magnoliopsida; Poales; Poaceae. The record is from RefSeq and is a predicted model, not a curated record. Gene Ontology annotation, molecular function: protein binding. Bases 1 to 348 code for a protein of 115 amino acids.